Molecule: messenger RNA, 2099 nt
Organism: Pelodiscus sinensis (Chinese soft-shelled turtle)
Lineage: Eukaryota; Metazoa; Chordata; Testudines; Trionychidae
Source: RefSeq, a predicted model, not a curated record
AAUCUGGGAUGGGGGGGUGUAUAAUCAGUGGCCUGGAGCUCCUAGCCUGACACUUGCUCUUAGGGUGGCUGCCCCCUGGGAUGUGGAAACCUGGGAGUGUGGUAGGAGCACAGGGGAUACUUUUCUUCUGCACCAGCCCUGGUGCCACUGCUGCUAGCAUCGUGGGCCCAGCUCUGCAGCCCACAGUUCAGGAUGGAUGUGGCAAAACUGGAGCCACAGGAAGGGCUGGAAAACCAGGGUCCAGGAGUUCCAGCUGUUUAGCUUUGGGAGGAGACCAUGAAUGGAGUGUCUUGGCACUGCGGCGUGUGACUCAGACCACCUGCACCGGGGGUUACUCCCCAUACCUGCCCCCAGGAUGCGCCCAGCCCUCAGGCCUGCCCCGCAGCUCUGAGCCCCAACUUGGCCAGGUACCUGCGCCCAUGGCCACUGCAGUGGCAAGCAACAUCAUUGUCCUGGAUGAUGAGGAGGAGGGGCUGCCCCCAGCUACGUCUCCAGAGCCCACCCCUGCCUCCCCCCAGCCCAGCGGGGCCUCAGACAAGAGACCAGAGCCUGUGACGCAGGAUGGUGGCAGCUUCAAGGCUGAGAACGAGCGGCUCUUUGAGGAGUUCCUGGAGUGCUGCGGCCGGCUGACGGAGGAGCACCCCGAGGUGAUGCCCUUCCUAGCCAGCCGGCACCAGAAGGCCAGUGCCGAGUUCCUGGCCUCGGCCGAGUUCCGCAACGUGCUGCGCCCCUGUGUGUGUGCAGAUCUGGACCCUGCCCGGAGGGAUACUGCACUGGCCCGGCGGUUGCGGGAAAACCGAGAGGUGGCGCUGACACGGUUGGACAGCGUCAUUUCACGCUACGCCCAGCUGCAGGACGAGAGCGAGGAGGAGGAGCGUGUGCGCAAGAGAGCGGCCCGGAGCAGCGCUACCCCCCAGCAGCAGGAGGGACUGCUGCCCCCACCCUGCCCCAUGGCAUCUGACCCAGGGGAGGGGCAACCCUGCAUGCAGGGCAGUACCAGCACACCAAGCCAGCAGGCUCCUGAGAACGACGACUCAGGGCACCUGGGUUCUCUCCCAGCUUCGUUCUAUGCUGUGACCGCUCCCCUAGACACGGAAGCAGCAGACGAGGACCUGGCCCGAGACCAGGACGACCAGUGCAUGGAGUUGGGCGUGGAGCCACUGCCCUGCUCAUCAGGCGGGGAGGAUGAAGAUGAUGACGAGGAGGAGGAGGAGGAAGAAGAGGAGGAGGAGGAGGAGGAGUCCCUGCCCCAUGCAGAGGGCGAUGGGCCUCUGCCCCACAAACAGCAGGAGGGGGAAAGGGCACUGGCCAGCCCAGAACAGGAGCUGUUUGUGCUGGAGAUUGAGACACUGCCUCUGGAACUCAGCGAGACGCCUCCGCCCUCCCCCCACAUCCCUGGGGGCUCUGAGGCCACCCCGAAGGCUGUCCCUUUGUCCCCAGAGCCCUCUGAGGCCACCCCACUGGGUCCCCCCUCUCCCGAGACGGGGUCUUCCCGGACUGAGCAGGUUUCCCAGGCGGAGCCUGCGAGCCUGGGGGUGAAACAAGAGCGAGGCAGCACGGGGGACGUGGGGCUUCGGACUCGGCCCUCGGCCAAGAGAAGGCGGCCAUCUGCCCCUGCAAGCCCCCUGGCCCAGCCCUUGGAGAACGGGGGCAGCGUCAUCAGCUCCACCAGCUUCAACGGCAGCAUUGGGGCAGGGGAGGUGGGGAGCUGCCCUGCAGUGACAGUGGAUGUGUGGAGGUUCACAGCGUGGGCUCUGAGGAGGAGGACUUAGAGCUGCUGCUCACAGGCCGGCCACCUGGCAGCUCCCUGCCUGACUCCACCCGGGCCGACUCACCCUUCCAGAGCCUGGUCAGCAGUUCCCAGGGCAGUCCGCAGCAGUGUCAGCGCUACCUGCCCAAGGCCUGCAAGGCCAGCGUAGCAACCCAGUGUGACCCGGAGGAGAUCAUCAUCCUGUCAGAUUCGGACUAGACCCUGCCUCUGCUGGGGGGGCUGCAGACUUGGGGAAAGGAGGGGUGCGGAGGGGCUGGGGGGCCCCCACCCGGAGAGCAUUUGUACAAAGGAAAUGUGAAAACCCAGCAAGGAAUAAAAUCUUGUUUUU